UCUGUCAGAUGAUGGAAACGCUGGAGGAAAUAGAGCUGUGUGUCCCACAGCUUAACUCCUCCUGCAGAAAGCCAGUUCACUCCCAGACCACAGUUCUGCUCAUUUACGUUCUGCUUUCUUCCAUCUCCUUCUUCACUGUGGCUCUGAAUCUACUUGUCAUCGUCUCCAUUUCCCACUUCAGGCAGCUUCACACCCCAACCAACCUCCUCCUUCUUUCUCUGGCUGUCUCUGACCUCCUUGUGGGCCUUCUGCUGAUGCCGGUUGAAAUAAUCUACAUAGAAGCCUGCUGGUUUCUUGGGGACAUUGUGUGCACUCUCUAUUAUAUUGCAGACUACAUAAUCACCUCUGCUUCUGUUGCAAAUAUGGUUUUGAUUUCGAUUGACCGGUAUGUUGCUAUCUGUGAUCCUCUGCAUUACCCUACCAAGGUCACUAAGAGCACAACACAGGUCUGUGUGAGUCUAUGCUGGAUUGUUUCCGUAUUCUACAGGCUACUUCUUUUACAGGAUCAUGUGGUAAAUCCAGGUGUGUCUGUCUCCUGCAUUGGAGAGUGUGUAGUUGUCAUCAGCAACAUUGCAGGGAUAAUUGACAUGGUUUUCACAUUCAUCAUGCCAAUUACUGUCAUCUUAUCUCUGUAUUUCAGAGUAUUUGUUGUUGCUCUGUCCCAGGCUCGGAUGAUGCGUUCCCAAAUUUCAACGGCACCUGGCAAGCAUGGCUCUGUAACUAUGUGGAAAAAUGAGAUGAAAGCAGCCAGAACUCUUGGUAUUGUUGUGGUUGUGUUUUUGAUUUGUUUCUGUCCUUAUCAUAUCAGA
Cyprinodon tularosa is the source of this 809-nucleotide messenger RNA. RefSeq names its product trace amine-associated receptor 13c-like. Gene Ontology annotation, molecular function: trace-amine receptor activity. The transcript has 3 exons. NCBI's taxonomy places the organism in Eukaryota, Metazoa, Chordata, Actinopteri, Cyprinodontiformes, Cyprinodontidae. Gene Ontology annotation, cellular component: membrane. Gene Ontology annotation, biological process: G protein-coupled receptor signaling pathway. The annotation marks the transcript as partial. The record is from RefSeq and is a predicted model, not a curated record.